AUUUCUGUUAGUUGUGUAGUUGAGAGUCAGCGGCGUCCACCACGCUCACUCACAUAUUUGCAUUCUUGAUCGGUACGCCGAUAAAGAGAAUAUUUAUUUUUCCGGCCAUUGAUACACCUUUUUUAGAAUUCGAGGCACCCUGCAAUGAGAUGAGUAAGGCUACAGAAGAAUUUGACUUGAUUGAUAGGACUUCGUCAAAUUGUUCUACAAUUGCAACACCCAACAGCAAAGUCAGAUUUCGGUAUCAUGAGAAACGAUAUUGGCUUUCAGAUGCGUGGUCCAGAGCAUAUGUUUUUCGACUUUUUACAUGUUUUUAUGCAAUUUUUAUUGUGAUAGCGGGAAUUGUCAUAGAGCUUUCAAAUAUUAUUGCUGCUGAAGAAAACACUGGAAAAAUUAGUAUCAAAGACUUGGUACUUGGAACAUGGCUCCUUGGCGGUUCAAUUCUUUUCAUUGCAUACUGUUCUUACCUAGUCCAUGAUAUGCAUUUCACAAUAAAACGUCAGAGAAUUAGCCUACGAAAUAGUGGGAUCAGUGCAACAGAACCAGAAGUUCUUGCGAAUACUUCUACUGGAAGUUUGUAUUUACGAUUGGGAUGUGUCGUGUUUGGAAUAAUUGGUGUUGUUUAUUACCUUUUAAUUUUCGUAAUCUGUUUGCUUGGGUGGAGUUCAAACGAAGGAGAAUGCAGUGUCAUAUCUGAUGUUCUGAAUGUUAUGGCUGCUGUUUUCAUCUUUGUACAAAUGUGGUUCGUCUACUGUAACGGAAAGAUAAUUUUCACUGGCGAUGGAAACUUGGCGAGAUUUGGCCUAAUGCAUCUCACUGGAACAAAUUUGUGGAUGUGGUUGAGAUAUAUUCUCUAUGAAGAAGUAGAGACUGUCAAAGAAAUUAGACAUGUUCAACACGCUAAUUUAUCUAAAGCAUCUGCUCAUCAUCAUGAGGUUCACGAAGAAGCUUGCAAAGGAGUUCUUUGUAUUUUCAACGGGUACAAUGAAUUUAUGUACACCUGCGUGGUGGAAUAUUCCUUGAUUUGUGCCGGUGUUGCAUUUGUUUUCUGGGCUAAUCUUGAACGUCUCAAACGAGAACAGAUGGAAAAGAAGAUGAAAAAACGUAGCAUUUUGAAAAUUGACUGUUCUAGAACUGCAGAAGGUCUGUUUGCCGGAUUCGCUUGUAUUAUUGUGACUAUCAUUGCAAUAGCUCUUUUUAAUGCAUAUUCUUCCGAUAAGAAUGUAGCGCAAUGGAUCUUCUCAUGCACCAACAUGUCCUUCUUCCUUGUUUCUACUUUCUUGGUCGUUUUUGCUUUCUGGAGAAUGCGAUAUUUGAAGUUUUUGAUGGAAGAUGAUGACGAAGAAGAUGACAAUGCAGAACUGCUUGAUCGAAUUCUUCUAGUUGUUGGAUUGAUUGGAGAACUCAUAUUCUCUAUUGGUGGAAUCCUAUCAUUUAUCAACAACAUGACCAUCGGCCUCCCACUUAUCAUAUUCACUACUAACGUCUUGAGAUUGAUUCAAGUAACAUUCCAAAGUUGCCUGCUUAUGGUUGCUUCUAGAUUAAGAAUUGAAGAAUCUAAUCAGCAUAUGCUACGAUACAAACCAGGAAAACAGGUUAUUACCAUGCUGCUCAUGAUGAAUUGUGCUCAAUUUAUGAUGAACGUGUUUGAAGCUCAAAAAGCUGGAAUUAAUGAUGAGAUGAUACACAUGUACGGGUCGUACUACUGGGCAAUCGUUGUCCGAGGAUGCUCUCCACUCACUAUUUUCUACAGAUUUCACAGUUCUGCAUGUUUUGCUGAAAUCUGGAAGAAAACGUUCCGACCACCAAAGAAACCAAAGGAGAUUGAAAAUGAACACACUCCAUUGUGAAUUUAGUUUUUUUUUUUGAGUUUUGAAUUCUAUGCCAUUAUUUGUCAGUUUCACUUAAAUAAAUUAUUUUUGAAU
Caenorhabditis elegans is the source of this 1925-nucleotide messenger RNA. It is a transcript of the gene otpl-3, whose product is annotated as Otopetrin-2. Gene Ontology annotation, molecular function: proton channel activity. Gene Ontology annotation, cellular component: plasma membrane; membrane. The transcript is spliced from 13 exons. NCBI's taxonomy places the organism in Eukaryota, Metazoa, Nematoda, Chromadorea, Rhabditida, Rhabditidae. Gene Ontology annotation, biological process: proton transmembrane transport. The coding region runs from base 150 to 1850 and encodes 566 amino acids. The record is from RefSeq and is marked reviewed.